This is a messenger RNA of Astyanax mexicanus (Mexican tetra), 1175 nucleotides long. Its product is annotated as guanine nucleotide-binding protein G(I)/G(S)/G(O) subunit gamma-7. Gene Ontology annotation, biological process: G protein-coupled receptor signaling pathway. The transcript has 2 exons. NCBI's taxonomy places the organism in Eukaryota, Metazoa, Chordata, Actinopteri, Characiformes, Acestrorhamphidae. Gene Ontology annotation, cellular component: heterotrimeric G-protein complex. Gene Ontology annotation, molecular function: G-protein beta-subunit binding. Bases 58 to 279 code for a protein of 73 amino acids. The record is from RefSeq and is a predicted model, not a curated record.
UCCAUAUCACACUCCAUAUCUGAGCAGGACUUGGAUGACCUGAUGAGGAGCUGAAGGAUGGAGGCUGGGAAGGUGUACAGCAGCAACACCGUCCUCCAGGCCAGGAAAGCGGUGGAACAGCUGAGACUGGAGGCCGGCCUGGAGAGGAUCAAGAUUUCGGCUGCAGCUGCUCAGCUGGUUCAGUACUGUCAGGAGAACCGGCGUGGAGAUCCACUGCUGACCGGCAUCUCUGCCUCAUCAAACCCUUUCAAAGACAAGAAAACCUGUGUGCUGCUAUAGGAGAACCAACAACCAUGAAGCCACACAUGCAUCACUAAUAAAGACAAUGAAAAUUCUGGUAAUCUGUAAGAAAUAAUAUAGCAUAUUUAUAUAUAGCAUAUGUAAUAUAACAAGAACACCAAGCAAAACCUACAUAAUAUUUUAAAGAUGUUCUGACUCAAUGUAUCUAUCCAUCAGUAUAGCUUUUGCCCAACUUCCAUGCAUCCCACACAUCAACUUCCAGAAAUGACUGUUCACUUGCUGCCUAAUAUGUAGAUAAGAUAAAAAGUGCCAAUAUAAUGUGAUAAUCAAUGUUAUUUACUUGAAUAUUCAGGCUGAUUAUUGUAGACUGUAUAUAUAUUUAUAUUAUGAAAGGUAAUACCCAGUAGUGGUAUCUAAAGCUCUCUUUUAGCAUCACUUGUGUUGUAAAUGUUCUGUAUUAUGGAUUAAUUUCACAGCUUUAACUCUGUAUAAUGUACUGUAUGCGUCCACUGACAAACAAGUAUCUCCAUUUUUGUUGAUAUUUAGUUCAUUACGUAAUUUAAACAGACAAACUGUCCUUUACACUGUGCCAAAAUGUCUUGAUAAAAAGACCAGUAGAAAUACUUCAAAAUGACUUGAAAUUAACCCUUUUUAUAUCUUUUUAUAAGUUUUUUUUCUCUUUCCUGUAAAGUUGCUGUUUUGGAGAUACUUGUUUUUCGUUGGACAGCGACUAUAUACACUAUUACUAUUUAAAGGCAAUGAUACAUCUUGUUUAAACUUUUUUUGUCUUUCUCUGACAAUUCAAAUAAGUGAAACAUUGAUGUUUUUGCCUUUUUACUGUUUUUUAAUGCACUGCAAUUUAGUUUUCAACUCAAAACACAACUCAGUUUAAAAAAAAAACACACAUUAUAUGAUCAAAUAACAAAUAAAAAAGG